Paramecium sonneborni is the source of this 1052-nucleotide messenger RNA. NCBI's taxonomy places the organism in Eukaryota, Ciliophora, Oligohymenophorea, Peniculida, Parameciidae. The record is from the annotation of a GenBank genome assembly.
AUGUCAACUUCUCCUUUGAUUAGAGUCUAGACUUCUGCUUUUAUUAAUGGCUCUGCUUUAAGAAUUAAGUAUAAAUCAUCUUAAACAUUAAACUAAAAUGAUCAAAUUAGUCCUCUCAAAUCAACUGAACAAUCGCCAUCUAAGAUAAUUAACAUUUAUGCAGAUAGUGCCAUUUAUAAUAUUGGUACCACAUCAUCUAACAAUAAAAAUUAAUAAAUCUCUUUAAAAGAUUAGAUUCUUAAAACUUGUGUCUAUAGUUAAAUGGACCCUGAGUAAGUUGAACAAGUAAAUUGGUAAACAUAAAAAAGAACCAAAGAUCAAAUAGAAAGAACGAAAAAUGAUACCAAACAAAAAGAAUUCUAUGAAGCCAAAAAGUCUCCUAUUAAGAGUGCAUUAAAAAAACAAUUCAUUGAUUCUUCUUUGACUUAAUCAUAAUAAAUUGAUAUUUCAAAAAGUUCAUAAAAUUUUAGAAGAAAAUCCAUUGAUGAGCAAUCUGAAUCAACUAAUUAGCCUAUUAUUAAAAAAAAAUAAGUGAAUUAAUUGAAUCAAUCAUUUCAUUUUUAAUUUUAAAAUAAGAAAUAACAACUACUUAGUGAUAUUGCUAAAUUAGACAAAUAAAUAGUUUUAGAACAGGAACGUAUACCUGUUUAGAUUGGUUCACCAAGAAAUUAAAAAUAAUAAAAAAAUGUUGUAAAUAAGGCAUCUUAUGAUAAACGAUAGUCUGUAAAAUAAAUUGAGGAGUCUUAAAAAAAUAUCACUUAAAAGAAAUCUAAAUAAAUAAUUAUAAGUAGUAGCAGAAAUCUAAAUACCUCAUAAAAUUCUAAAAUUUCACCUCAAGGUUCUCCUAAAUAAGUUAGACAAAAGCGCUCUAAGAGAUCAUAGUCUUAAGAAAUUUAGGAGAGUGUUGAUCCUUUAAAGAUUUCAAGAGAAGAUUUAAAUUGUAUCAAAUGCAUAAUUAUAUAAUAAUAGAGAGAUUGCAAAGAAUGAAUGAGAAAUAUAAUUAGAUAUUGGAGUAAUCGAAUAAAUUUAGAACCCAUUUUUAACAAAUCUGA